GCCGUCACACAACUAGACUAAACCAAAACCACCUGUCCCUUCAUUCAUCAGAGUCUCAGAGACUACGGGUUAGACGGCAGCUCGUUUAGUUCCAGUUUUAUCCUCUUGCUGCUGCUCAGCUCUGACUUUACAGCCUCCACCCCACCCCACUCCGCCCUGUCCCCCUGUGGACACUCUGCAGGCUCUGGACAGGUGAAAGACUCGAGGACGUCGCAUGGAGAUCGAAAGCAUCGUUGCAAACACUGCUCUGAUUCGAGCCAGAGAAGAUGGAGGCAGCAAAGGCAGGAGCUGGAAAUGGAAAGAGAUGCUGCAGUUCCCUCACAUCCAGAACUGCAGCGAACUGGCGGCGCUCAUAGAACGAGACUACUACACGCUGUGCGUGAAGCAGCCCAUUGGAAAGAAGCUGUUCAGGCUCUUCUGUCGGAGUCGUCCCGAUCUGCAGAACUACAUAUGCCUGCAGAACGCCCUGGACGCCUUUGAGACGAAGUCUGACGAAAGGAGGAAGGAGGUCGGCUUCAUCAUCAUCCAAAAAUUCCUCACGAGGCAGUCCAACCUGUGCGUGUCCAUCUUGGUGAAGCAUGAACACAUCUGCAGCCACAACCUGGAGGUCGACCCCUGCAGCGACGUCUUUCACGACUGCAGACAAGACCUGCAUGAAUACUUGAGUGGAGAGCCAUUCAUCCAGUACCAGGAUAGUAUGUACUUCGACCGGUUUCUGCAGUGGAAGAUGUUGGAGAGGCAGCCAAUCAACAAGCGGGCAUUCAGACAGUACAGGCUUCUGGGGAAAGGAGGCUUUGGAGAGGUGUGGGCCUGCCAGGUACGAGCCACGGGGAUGAUGUACGCCUGCAAAAAGCUGGAAAAAACCCAUGUGAAGAAGAGACGAGGCGAGAACAUGGCUCUCAACGAGAAACAGAUCCUGGAGGAGCUGGACAGUCGGUUUGUGGUGAACCUGGCGUACGCCUACGAGACCAAACACGCGCUCUGCAUGGUUCUCACCAUGAUGAACGGCGGCGAUUUGAGGUUCCACAUCUACAACAUCGGCGAGCCCGGCCUGGACGCGGACCGCGUGGUUUUCUACGCCGCGGAGGUCUGCUGUGGAUUAAUUCACCUGCACCAGCAGUCAAUCAUCUACAGGGAUCUGAAACCAGAAAACAUUCUCCUGGAUGACAACGGCCACAUCCGCAUCUCUGACCUGGGUUUGGCCGUGAAGGUUUCUGAGGGGAGUCUGGUCCGAGGCAGGGUGGGCACGCUGGGAUAUAUGGCUCCCGAGGUGAUCGGCAACGAGCGUUACGGGAUGGGCGUGGACUGGUGGGGCCUCGGCUGUCUGGUCUAUGAAAUGACGGCAGGUCGUCCUCCGUUCAGGGCCCGAGGAGAAAACAGUAAACCCUCAGAGAUGGAGAGGAGGAUCCAGACGGAGCAGGAGGGAUACAACGGGAGGUUCAGCCGGGACGUGAGGAACAUCUGCUCCUCGCUGUUGACCAAAGACCCAAAGCACCGGUUGGGCUGUCGAGGCUCUGGAGGCAGAGAAGUCCAGUCUCAUCCUUUCUUCCAGAGCGUCAACUUCCGUAUGCUGGAGGCCGGGUUUGUUGAUGCUCCGUUUAAACCUGAUCCCAGGCUGGUGUACUGCAGCGACGUCCAGGACAUCGAUGAGUUUUCCUUCAUGAAGGGGGUCACUAUCGACCACGUGGACCACGACUUCUACUCCAAGUUCAACACGGGGAGUAAUCCCAUAAUGUGGCAGAACGAGAUAAUAGACACGGGAUGUUUCAGGGAGUUGAAUACCUUCGGCCCGGGGGGCACUCGUCCUCCGGAUCUGGACUGGUCGCUGCCGCCCAAGAGCUGCAAACGCAGCCCCAAACGCAGCCUCCUGCACCGGAUCUUCAGGAAACACACGAGGACAAAGUCUUCAUCUUCUCAGAGCGACGAGAGCAAACGGAGCCUGGUGUCGACGGACCAAUACGUCAAGUCAGAUCUGGUCACGUCUUCCUUGUGAGGAUCCAGCAAAGAGACUCCUUUAAGGACACUAAGGUCCAGUGUAGCAGCCGACGACUAUUCAGAGUGUUUCCUCAGAGAACGACGGCAUUGCUGCAUAAAAAUGACUCAGAACAAGUCCUGAAAGUAGACAACGAGAACACAACACAUGGAACAGAACUAUGGGAAAUGAGACAAUAUGAUGCAUCUGUGAGAAUCCUUCUUGGUUUCCAGGAUCCAGGAGUAACAAAAUGUUGAUGGUAACAGCUGAUGAGUCGGAGGAGUUUGAUCCCAGAACAGAACCAGUUGAGUUGUGAGAUGUUGGUGGUUUCCUCUCAUCAGCUGAUGCUCCAACAUUUCUACUGGAUGAAGGUCAGGACUUUGACUUGUUCCUAAACAUUCAUCUGGUUCUUC
Molecule: messenger RNA, 2385 nt
Organism: Mugil cephalus (flathead mullet)
Lineage: Eukaryota; Metazoa; Chordata; Actinopteri; Mugiliformes; Mugilidae
Product: G protein-coupled receptor kinase 5-like
Exons: 15
Coding region: 215-1993 (592 amino acids)
Biological process (GO): protein phosphorylation; regulation of signal transduction; signal transduction
Cellular component (GO): cytoplasm
Molecular function (GO): ATP binding; G protein-coupled receptor kinase activity
Source: RefSeq, a predicted model, not a curated record